Molecule: messenger RNA, 2897 nt
Organism: Poecilia latipinna (sailfin molly)
Lineage: Eukaryota; Metazoa; Chordata; Actinopteri; Cyprinodontiformes; Poeciliidae
Gene: pbx3b
Product: pre-B-cell leukemia homeobox 3b
Exons: 11
Coding region: 1338-2804 (488 amino acids)
Biological process (GO): regulation of DNA-templated transcription
Cellular component (GO): nucleus
Molecular function (GO): DNA-binding transcription factor activity, RNA polymerase II-specific; DNA binding
Source: RefSeq, a predicted model, not a curated record
GCAAUAAUAUAAACAUGUCUGGCCGCUUCGCCUGGCUCGAACCGAGGCUCGCAAGGGGCUAUGCAGUUCUUCAUCAAACUGUGCAAAAACUCUCAUUAUGCAUUUGCCCGCGGUGGUGCAGAGCUAAAUCUCGAUCAUUGCUAGAGAAUAUGCACAUAGCUGCGGCGUGCACGCGCGAGGAAAGAGGAUACCCUGCCUGCAGCCGCUGCAAGAAAGAGAGAGGGGACUCAGCCGUGCUUUCAUCAUUAUAAUCACCAUCCUAAGUGCUCGCUCUUAACAUUUUGUUUUUCGCUGUUCGGGCGAGAAGUGACAAGAGUAUAGACCCCUCCUCUGCAGGGCGGAGCGUGCAUUUUCAUUUCGGUAUUUUGUAUUUUUUUUUUAUUUAUUUAUUUUUUUUAUUUUUUCCUCCUUCCUACCCCUGUACCCUGCUCUGACACGUCUGCACUGAGUGAGUGGCAUUGGCACACUGUCAAUCGCUCACUAGCGCUGCCAUCAAACAACAUAAAACACACACAGGCAGAGGGCUGGAGCUCAUAAAUUUCAGCAGGGCAAGAUAUUUUUUUGCGCAUCGCCUUUUAUACAGCGUUCUAUUCUAAUUAAUUUCGUCUCGCCGUUGCUUUUUUCUCUCCUUUCUUUUGCAACAACAACAACAACAAAAAUCGCAACUUUUUCUACAUUUCAUAUUUUUCUUAUAUUAACCUUUGGACACCUUGUGCUGCAGAUUGUGAUUUUUCUUUUUUAAAUACAGGGAACAUUAUUCCACGUUUACCUGAGAUUUAGCCUGAGAUUUUUAUUUUUUAUUUUUUAUUUUUUUUACCACUAUUAUUUGUUUACACAUUUCCACGUUGGAUAAUUUUCGCAAAGGAGGAUUUGGACAUUUUCAAGAGGACAUGCGCCGGGGAUUCUGGUGAAGAGACCACCAAGGACCGUUUCUUGUCUCCACUACCGGUGUUAAAUCGCAGAGAGAGAGUGAGAGAGAGAGGGGGGGAAAAAGACUGAUCGGUGCGAGGAUUUGGAGCGGGGAUAUGAUGGAGCGUCAAUUUUGACGAAGAAGUUUUUUAGAAGAAGAAGAAAGAUUUUUCUUUCUUUCUUUUUUUUUUUUUUUUCUUCCCUACGCAAAACACUGCCACGCGUUUUUGGGCACUUUGGACCCGCGCGUAAAAAAAGAAAGCAUCAAGAGGACUACUUCACACUAAAAAUAUAUGUAUAUAUACAUACAAGAUACAUAUACCUGCUGUAGUUGUUAUUUAAGAAACACGCGUCUUUAUUUCGCCGAACAAACACUGCGUUUGCAUCCAUCCUAGUCUCUACGGCAUAUGCUCUAGCCGAUUUCGUAUAUGAGUUUUUCAAUUUGUGUGGCUCAGUGCACAGACUCUUUAGCGGCUACUAUGGACGAUCAAGCCCGGAUCAUGCAGUCCAUCGGCGGCGUCAGUCUGGCCGGCCACUCGGUGCAGGGAGGCAUGCCGCUGCCGCCUCCGCACGGACACGACGGGACGGACGGGGACGGGAGGAAGCAAGACAUCGGUGACAUUCUGCAUCAGAUCAUGACCAUAACCGAUCAGAGUCUGGACGAGGCGCAAGCAAAAAACAGGAAACAUGGACUGAACUGUCACAGAAUGAAACCAGCACUCUUCAGCGUUCUCUGUGAAAUCAAAGAAAAGACAGGUCUCAGCAUCCGAGGUGCCCAGGAGGAGGACCCUCCGGACCCUCAGCUCAUGCGCUUAGACAACAUGCUGCUGGCGGAGGGAGUGGCGGGGCCGGAGAAGGGCGGCGGAUCCGCGGCAGCUGCGGCAGCGGCCGCAGCCUCGGGAGGGGCGGCCGACAACUCCAUCGAACAUUCUGACUACAGAGCCAAACUCACACAGAUCAGACAGAUCUACCACACAGAGCUCGAGAAAUACGAGCAGGCAUGCAACGAGUUCACCACCCAUGUGAUGAACCUGCUGAGGGAACAGUCUCGCACGCGGCCCAUCUCGCCCAAAGAGAUCGAGCGCAUGGUGGGAAUAAUCCACCGCAAGUUCAGCUCCAUCCAGAUGCAGCUGAAGCAAAGCACCUGCGAGGCUGUCAUGAUCCUGCGCUCCAGAUUCCUUGAUGCCAGGCGAAAAAGGAGAAACUUCAGCAAGCAGGCGACGGAAAUUUUGAACGAAUAUUUCUACUCGCACCUCAGCAACCCGUACCCGAGCGAGGAGGCUAAGGAGGAAUUGGCCAAGAAGUGCAGCAUCACCGUUUCCCAGGGGGUGGGAAGCACCAUCACAGUAUCACAGGUAUCCAACUGGUUCGGCAACAAGCGGAUCCGGUACAAGAAGAACAUCGGCAAGUUUCAGGAAGAGGCCAACCUGUACGCCGCCAAGACGGCCGUGAACGCGGCGCACGCCGCGGCCGCUGCGGUGCAGAACAGCCAGGCCAACUCCCCCACCACUCCCAACUCCGGAUUCCAGAUGAAAGACGAAGAGUUUCAGCUGGAUUCUGCAGAGAGCAAAAACACUCUUUUAAGCAACAUGUUUACUGGUUCUUCGGGUUCUUUUAGCCUCCCAAACACUGGGGACAUGUUCUUGAGCAUGCAGAGUCUGAAUGGGGAUUCUUACCAAGGGGCACAAGUCGGAGCCAAUGUACAGUCACAGGUGGAUACCCUGCGCCAUGUUAUCAGUCAGACGGCAGGAUACAAUGAUGCUCUAGCAGGAAACACCAUGUAUAGCCCUCAUGGCCUAAACGCUAAUGGAGGAUGGCAAGAUGCAAGGACUCCAUCUUCUGUGAUCUCUCCUACAGAAGGGCCUGGAAGUGUGCACUCAGACACCUCAAACUGAUUAAUGCAUCUUCCCCUGCAGCGCAGCAUGGACUUCUUCAUUUCCUGUAAAACAGACGAGGACUUAAAAAGCAAAAAAAAAAAAAAAACAAAA